Messenger RNA from Cucumis melo (muskmelon), 2252 nucleotides. RefSeq lists its product as uncharacterized. Gene Ontology annotation, molecular function: ATP binding; damaged DNA binding; ATP-dependent DNA damage sensor activity. Bases 114 to 2057 code for a protein of 647 amino acids. The record is from RefSeq and is a predicted model, not a curated record. The transcript has 14 exons. NCBI's taxonomy places the organism in Eukaryota, Viridiplantae, Streptophyta, Magnoliopsida, Cucurbitales, Cucurbitaceae. Gene Ontology annotation, biological process: recombinational repair.
UACAAUAAAAGGAAGCUCGGGAAUUCGAACCGUGUGUUUGCUGCAAUGGAAAUUGGCGGGGGAUUAUUCCUUAAAUCCUUCAUCGUCUUCCUAAAACCCUCAAACUCUCUUCGAUGCAGCUCUUAGACAUGAAGUCCCUCAGAACUAUUUUCUAUUCUCGAAAGCACUUUCUCAUUUCCUCAUCUUUCUCUUCUUAUAAAACAUCCCCCAUCUCCUGCCGGUCUUCCCUCAGCCCUAACUCUUCCCUCUUUCACUACGCCCCCCGUUUCAACACCGCUCACCUUUCGACCGAUGCCCGGAACGGCGAUCCCCUCGCCGGUUCCGGUCCAGAAAAUGAAAAACGUCGCAACGUUUGGUCUCUUUACGGCUCCGUUUCGAGUAAGCUUACCACUCAAAGGGUCGGAAGCAGUAGCGAUGGAAAAGAGCCCGAACAGAGCCUUGGAGUUCUAAAUGGAGAUGGGGCAGAGGAUUCAUUGAACGAGAAGACUUCGGAGAGUGUGAGGAAAGUGGGUUUAGAUGAUAAGUUGACUUGCAAGACGAAUUCGGGGAAGCUUGCGGGAUUGAAGAAGAAGAGUAAAGUUUCUUGGGUUUGUUCGGACUGUGGGCAUAGUGAGGGGCAGUGGUGGGGAACUUGUCAGUCCUGUCGAAAGGUUGGGACAAUGAAGCAGUUUUCAGUGGGGAAUGAUAGUGAAGGGGGGAGUCGAACAUGGCUUCCAAAGCAGGUCACUAACGUGAAUCCUAUGCGGUUAACAGAUGUGAACCGAGGGAUCAAUGCUCAGGAUUGGAGACUUCCCUUGCCUGGUCCCUUCGGAAAUGAAGUGGCAAGGGUGCUUGGUGGUGGGCUGGUGCCAGGUUCACUUGUUUUGAUCGGUGGUGACCCUGGUGUUGGCAAGAGUACAUUGUUGUUGCAGCUGAAGGGUGUGGCGAAGGUGGAUCAAAAUCCGUUGUUUAUGUCUCUGGGGAAGAGGACUCUUGGUGAGUUCCUUCCAAAUUCAUGUACCAAUGUCCUUUCGCAGAGUGUGGAGCAAAUUGGAAAUAGAGCAGACCGAUUGAAGAUUCAAACCGAGAAUCUUUUCUUGUAUUCAAGUACUGAUGUUGAGGAUAUAUUUGAGAAGAUUCAGCCUCUAUCUCCUAGAGCCUUGAUCAUUGAUUCUAUUCAAACAGUUUAUUUGCAAGAAGUAGCUGGAAGUGCUGGAGGGAUUACACAGGUGAAGGAAUGCACCUCAGCCUUUCUCCGUUAUGCAAAGACAACCGGCAUCCCCAUUUUAUUGAUUGGACAUGUGAACAAAUCAGGAGAAGUUGCUGGACCUCGACUUCUGGAGCACAUUGUGGAUGUUGUACUGUAUGUGGAAGGAGAGAAAUGCUCGUUGCAUCGGCUACUACGACCAGUGAAGAACCGAUUUGGAUCAACAGAUGAGCUUGGAGUAUUUGAAAUGUUGCCAUCAGGACUGGAAGUGGUGUCAAAUCCAAGUGAGAUGUUUAGAAGGGAUCACAAUGGAAAUUUAAAUUCAGAGCAUUUGACAGGACUUGCUGUUGCAGUGGUCAUGGAUGGAACUCAAACCUUCCUGCUUGAAAUUCAGGCAUUGUGUUCGUCCAGUUCCUCCUUUGUUACACACGUUAAUGGGAUUCAAAACCGCAGGGCUGAUAUGAUCAUAUCGGUUCUCAUGAAGCAAGCUGGGUUGAAGCUACAAACAAAUGCCAUAUUUAUAAAUGUUGUGAGCGGGGUGACAUUGACAGAGACUGCAGGAGAUCUUGCCAUUGCUAUGGCAAUUUGCAGCAGCUUUUUGGAGUUUAACAUUCCAAAUGACAUUGCAUUCAUUGGUGAAAUUGGCCUCGGCGGCGAGCUUCGCAUGGUGGGUAGGAUGGAGAAGAGGAUCAAUACUGUGGCCAAAUUGGGUUUCAAAAGAUGUGUAGUACCCAAGUCAGCUGAAAAUUGUUUAGGAGUGGUAGGGUUGGGCAAGAUGAAGCUCAUAGGUUGCACAAAUUUGAAAGAUGUUAUCAACAACGUUUUCAUGGUAAGAGAUGAAGUUACAACUCCUUCAAUGGCUAGUUUUUAGUUUUGUUCUUUUUUGGCAUAAAGAUACAACUCCUUCCAAAAUGAAGUGGAUGUACAUAAAAUGUAUCCUUUAAGUCAUUCAAACAAGAAAAGUUGAUUAGGCCAGGCAAGUUAUUUACUUGAUGAAAAUUUAUGACAGUUCUUAUAUUGGCAUGAAUUUAAUUGCAUCAAUAGUAACUUCAACGUUAUUUGGUCA